Cuscuta campestris is the source of this 1940-nucleotide messenger RNA. The record is from the annotation of a GenBank genome assembly. NCBI's taxonomy places the organism in Eukaryota, Viridiplantae, Streptophyta, Magnoliopsida, Solanales, Convolvulaceae.
GCAUCUUUCUUAGCAGCUUGUCGAACGGGCAAAUUAGUCUCUCUUCCAAUAAUGGCUUUUCUUCAUCAUCAUCUUUUUCUAAUAAUAAUUAUUACCAUUUUUCUCUCGGGAAUGGCAUAUACUAACAGCUCCCAUAAUUAUAACAUGUAUCAUCGGCAUUCCGAAGAAGUCACUCGAGUCUUGGGCGCCGCGGGUUUGCCGGCAAAGGGCACGGCGGAAUAUUACUCGGCAUGGGCGGCUUACGAUCAACGCCGCCACCUCUCUUCCUCCCACCGGAACUUGCCGGCGUUCACCUUUGCCGGUGGCGAUAUCACCGAGAACAUUAUCAACCUGGCAAGCCUCCAGUAUGCCCUUGUAUAUGUGGGUACCCCUCCGGUGCCAUUUUUGGUGGCACUUGACACCGGAAGUGCCACAUUCUGGUUGCCAUGCGGCUGCAACGACUGUGCCCGCUCCUUCCAGAAAUCACACGGAGAACAAAUAAACCUCUACUCGUACAACUACAGUGCGUCACAAACGAGUGAGGUUGUUCCCUGUGGUAGCCCCUACUGCUUCCCCCCCAAGAGAGAGGACUGCCCUCUCCGCGCACCCGAUAACUACCCAUGCCCCUACGAAGCCGACUACAUGGCCAAGAAUACUUCGUCCAGGGGCAUUCUCGUCAAAGAUGUUAUGCACAUCGAAACCUACGACGACAACCGCACCCGUAGCAGCGCACCCGUCAUAUUGGGAUGUGGAAAAGUAGAAACAGGUGAUUUUCUGGACGUGGAUGCGGUCAACGGGCUACUUGGACUGGGGUACAGUGCGCUCGACGUCACAAGCCUCCUAUCGUCCCAAGGUUUGGUUCGAAACUCGUUCUCUAUGUGUUUCGCACCAAACGGGUACGGUAGGAUCGCUUUCGGGGAUAAAGGCGACGAUGACCAGAUAUUCACCCCAAUAUUACCUACCUUUGAUAAAAGCCCUUAUUACAACAUUGAGAUAGAGCACAUAUCUGUGGAUAAUGUUGUAAUCAAUGUUUCGCUGGUUGCCCUUUUUGACUCCGGCACCACUUUAACCUACCUGACCGGAGAGGCAUACACCUUGGUCACCAAAAUUUUUAAUUCUUUAAUUGUGAAUGCCACUCUCAGUCCAAUACCCGUGGGUCCUUUCGAGCAUUGUUAUGUUGCAAGGUUACACGACUACAGCGGCGGACCCUCAACCCGGUGGUGGUGGCUCCUUAACCCGGCGGCGGCCGAUCCUCAACGCGGCCUGACUGCACGCGAACGGCGCCGAUUCUCCUCGAACCAGCGGCGUCGACUGAGGACGGCGACGAUUCAGGAUCUGCUAUUGAUGGCGGCGGCGACUCCUCCAAGCGGCGGCGGCUCCUUCUGCCGCUACUCAUGUGUGCGACGGUCUAUAGCAAACCGCGGCAGAGAUCUGGGAGCUCGACGGCGGAAACACACAGCAGCGACGUCAGCGAUCUUCCUCGCCCCGGUUCAAGACCCAGCGGCGAACUCGACGGCGACUGGGUUAGCGACGAUUCUCAGCGGCUUCCCCUGUGCUCCCUCUGCCCUCCGGCGACUGUGCACAGAUCCAAGAACUCUGGGUGACAACUAGCAAUUUGUGUUCGUGUUGAACAAACUAGGCUCCGAUACCACUUGUUGGGAAUUAAACAUACAACACACACAGAUAUCUGCGAGAAUCAAGAGAGAAACGGAAAACAAACGACACACAAGAAUUUAACGUGGUUCGGUUUCCCUAAUCCACGGCUGCAACAGGAGGAUUUUCUUAUUUCACUUGUGGUGCCGAUUACAAGUACAAGUAUGCAAUAUAUAUAGGAAGAGCGCAACUAGGGUUACAACAAACGGGCCGGGCCUACAAAUUAAGCCCAAGCCUCCACAAACCCAACAAGAAAAAGAAAGUUAAUAUACUUAGAUCCAAUAAAUAAAUAAAUACUAAACUGGUCU